CUCAUUUUCAGUUUAGCAGAUGAAGCUCAUGAAUCAUGGUUUCAUAAUCAGGGGAAAACAAAUAUUUAGUCACUCGUUAAUGUUUGUUUAAGUUUCAUUACUACGUGACCAGAAUCUUGUUCCAAAAAAAGAAAAAAAAAAUUUCGAUUCGGUGCUUAAUUAAUUUUUUGCAGAUAAUAAAUUAUGGCAGUUCUCUUUUUGUUUUCAGUCAAUUCCUGAACUGAAAAUGAAUCUUGGUUUUUAGUCUGAACAAACUAAACAUUGUCAUAUCGAGUUUUAUUUUUAAUUUAUUUUGUUGUUUCUGAUUAUCUUGUUGCAGUGUUUAGGUUGAAAGAUUAUCAUCAGCAACUAAUGGCAUCAGAAUAUAAAGAUUUGCAGCAACCAGCUAUUAUUAUUGGAGGAUGCUUUGCACUUGUCGCAGUAGUACUUUCCGUAUUCCUCAUAUUCCAACAUCUCAGAUCAUACAACAAUCCUGCAGAACAAAAAUGGAUUGUUGCGGUCAUUUUCAUGGUUCCUGUCUAUGCUUCUGAGUCAGUUAUCUCAUUGUGGAACCAAAGGUUGUCUUUUUUGUGUGACAUUUUAAGGAGUUGCUAUGAAGCUUUUGCCUUGUAUGCAUUUGGUAGCUAUUUGGUUGCUUGUUUAGGCGGCGAAAAGAGAGUCGUAGAACUUCUUGAAAAUGAAAAACAAAAAUGUUUUGGUCGCAGCCAACCUUUGGUAGAAGGAUCAGAAGAGAACCAAGGUCAAAGAGAAAGGUCUUGUAUCAGCUUUCUCUGCAAGCCAUACAUCAUCGGGAGUUAUGUAUUUACGAUAGUAAAAUUUGGCCUUGUGCAGUAUAUGAUUCUAAAGACCUUUUGUGCAUCCUUGGCAUUCUUGUUAGAGCUUUUUGGGGUCUAUGGCGAUGGGGAAUUCAAGUGGCACUAUGGAUAUCCAUAUAUAGCAGCUGUACUGAACUUCAGUCAAAUGUGGGCAUUGUAUUGUCUUGUGCAGUUCUAUAACGUGCUGCACGAAAGACUUAAACCAAUAAAGCCGCUUGCAAAGUUCAUCAGCUUCAAGGCUAUUGUGUUUGCUACCUGGUGGCAAGGUGUGGGCAUUGCUUUACUGUGUGCUUCUGGAGUUUUGCCCGAUGAGGGAAAAUUUCGAAAAGGGUUGCAGGAUUUUUUAAUUUGUAUAGAAAUGACUAUUGCAGCCGUUGCCCAUGUAUUCAUAUUUUCAACAGAACCAUAUCAUUUUGUUCCUGCUUCUGAUUAUGGAAGGGUUGCUGCUGAAACAACCAAAACAGAAUUAAAGUCGGAGGAAGGUGAAAAGAAGAAGCUUUCCCUGCUUGAAAAGAAAGAUAUGCAGGUUGAGGCUCCUGGUACGAGUGUCACUGAGAGCGUCCAGGAUAUUGUCUUUCAAGGAAGUCAAUCGGUUGUCAAGGAUGUUGUCUUAACAAUAAAUCAAGCAAUACGGCCUGUAGAGAAGGGUGUGAUAAAGAUCCAGGAGACGUUUCACCGAAGAGAAGAGAGUUCAGAUGAUAGGGAAAAAUCAGAGUUAAAACUAGAAGAUCAUGUCAAAGAAAAUCUUAUCGAAAUUGGAAGUGACGUUGAUCUUUCAAGAAAAGAAGAAAAAUAGUAGAAAUUGAUAUCUGAAAAGGAAAAUACAGAAGAAUAGCAACUCUGAAGGCUGUUGAUGGAUAUGAUGUGCAAUGAGGACCAGAAUACAAUUAUAGCUGCUAGUGUUCUAAUUGCUAAUCAUCUGAACAGCACUGUAGGCAGCCAAAACAUGCAAGAGCAGCGCAGAACUGUGUUAAUACUAUUGCACAUUGGUCAUUUAUCUUGGAGCAACACUGGAUGCAGCACAUACAACAGCAAUGACUACAUAUCCUGCCACA
Messenger RNA from Jatropha curcas, 1870 nucleotides. Its product is annotated as organic solute transporter ostalpha protein (DUF300). NCBI's taxonomy places the organism in Eukaryota, Viridiplantae, Streptophyta, Magnoliopsida, Malpighiales, Euphorbiaceae. The record is from RefSeq and is a predicted model, not a curated record.